This is a messenger RNA of Perca fluviatilis (European perch), 2121 nucleotides long. It is a transcript of the gene zbtb26, whose product is annotated as zinc finger and BTB domain containing 26. NCBI's taxonomy places the organism in Eukaryota, Metazoa, Chordata, Actinopteri, Perciformes, Percidae. The transcript is spliced from 2 exons. The record is from RefSeq and is a predicted model, not a curated record. Gene Ontology annotation, biological process: regulation of transcription by RNA polymerase II. Gene Ontology annotation, cellular component: nucleus. Gene Ontology annotation, molecular function: DNA-binding transcription factor activity, RNA polymerase II-specific; RNA polymerase II cis-regulatory region sequence-specific DNA binding; protein binding. The coding region runs from base 175 to 1605 and encodes 476 amino acids.
UCCGAUUGGUUGCUGGUGUUUUGCCGCUGCUUGCCGUUGAACUGCGUCAUAGCUCAUUACCAUAAAGUUGACCUACUUUCAACUUUCUGAUUGACGCUGUGGUCGCUCAAAAUGCGACGCCGACAGAUUUGCCUCUCCUUGCAGCUGAGAGAAGCCAGCUUCCAUUGAAAAUGAAUGACUUCCGGUAACUUUAGAAGCUCAAGUCGGCGGCGGUGUGUACGUACAGUUAGACGACAUCCUUUUAUUUGGAAAUUCAGGUGCAGUGCUGCUGCUGCUGGCUGUCUGUUCACUAUGGCCCAGAACCAGGUAAUCCUGCAGUUCCGCUUCGCCACAUUUGGGGACUCGAUGCUGCAGAAGAUGAACCUCCUACGACACCAGAGACGCUUCUGUGAUGUCACUGUGCGCAUCAACCAGCUGGAGGUCCCUGGUCACAAGGUAGUGUUUGCCGCUGGCUCGUCUUUCCUGAGGGACCAGUUCAUCCUUCAGCAGGACUCCGGGGAGGUCCAGAUCUCCAUGAUCCAGGAGGCGGAGGUGGGCCGGCAGCUCCUGCUGUCCUGCUACACAGGGCAGCUGGAGUUUCCGGAGCUGGAGCUGGUGCAUUACCUGACAGUGGCCAGCUUCCUCCAAAUGGGCCACAUUGUGGAGCAGUGCACCCAAGCUCUCAGCAAGUUCAUCAAACCUCAGCCUGCACGCCAGCUGGAGGUGGAUGUGGGGAUAAGGAGGGAGAAGAAGGAGGAGGGGUUAUCGUCCCAGGCCCAGAGAGAGCAGGAGUGCUCUCAGAUCCGGACUGUCCAUCAAGAGGGGGCGGAGGUGGUGCAGGUUGGGGACGACAACAGUGGCGAUAAUGACGACCACGAGGAUGACGAUGACGAUGAUGAUGUAAUCAUACAGCCUGCGUCCCCUCUUCCUAACUUAGACAAACGUCCAAAGCAGGACAUGGUGGAGAGCGACAUCACUAUCAUAAAAGUGGAGUCUGUGUCUGACGUAGCGGAAAACUCCAUCACUGGUCACUUCCCCGCCAGCCCACCUCCUGCCCUCCACUCUCCUGAGCCCCAGCACUCCCUCAUAAACUCCACCGUGGACAGCCGUAGCAGUGAGAUGGCGGCUCCGCCCGGCGCGACCGGGUACCCGCUCAGUCCCCCUCCUGCGUACCCUCCUGCAGAGAAACACGGUGUGCACCAGAGGAACUACGACAAACCCCUCCAGUGGUACCACCAGUGUCCAAAGUGCUCGCGGGUCUUUCGCCAGCUGGAGAACUACGCCAACCACCUCAAGAUGCACAAGCUGUUCAUGUGCCUGCUGUGCGGCAAGACCUUCACGCAGAAGGGCAACCUGCACCGGCACAUGCGGGUCCACGCCGGCAUCAAGCCCUUCCAGUGUAAAAUAUGUGGGAAGACCUUCACGCAAAAGUGCUCUCUGCUGGAUCACCUCAACCUGCACAGCGGGGACAAGCCACACCGCUGCAACUACUGCGACAUGGUUUUCGCUCACAAGCCAGUUCUCCGCAAACACCUCAAACAGAUCCACGGGAAGAACAGCUUUGACAACGCAAACGAAGGCAACCUGCACGAUGGGGGGCUUGACUUUGAUUUUGGGCAAAUAUGAAAUCUGUAGAAAACUGUUUUUUUAAGUAGCUUUUUUUGAAUGCCAUCGGCUAUUUAAAUGGCAGUGAUGCAGACUUUACCUCGGAUGGAACAUUAGAAUCCUAAAUUUAGCAGUUUGAGAAACUGACAGUAUUUUAUACAAACAGAGCCUGUUAUUCUUUGUGUGAGAAGCCAUUGAUUGCAUUAUUGAGGAUUGGCAGAUGAGUGAACAUGGUGGCUGGUUUCCUCUAGCCUCAUCCUGAUGGGUUUAACUGGAGAAUGCUAACGUGAAAGGAGACGUUUUCCUUGGUCUACAUUUAACUGUAGCUUCAUUACUGUGGACAGUUUUUUUUUUUUUUUUUUACAAUACGUUGUAGAUGCCUUCAUAUCGUACUUGAAAAUUCAGCACUGAAACACUAAAUAUAUAGACUGUACUUCAUUAGUUUUAUUGAUGAAUUAGCAUGUCUUUGUGUCUAUGCUGUCCAAUGAGAAAAAAACAUGAAUGAAAAAGAUCCAUAUGUAUAUUGUGUAUACAGUC